UAUAUUUUGUUGAGUCUGUCCGUCGAAUCAAUUGAAUCCUCGCUAUUCCUUUACUGUAGGUGCGCGGUUAUCGUUAAUCAAAUCCCUUGAAUGCAACCCUGUUUGCUUGAAGAGCCGUCAAUUGUGUGAAUGUCAACAACGGUGUUUGAAGGCGAUGCUUUCAUGUGGGCCUGAGCGCACCGCGGAGUCGAGUGGAGAUUGCCACUCUUGGCAGUCGGGCCUGACUAAGCCGAUCCUCGUAUACAGAUGGCCACUCUCGACAUAACAUUCCACCACCAUCUCACUUUGUCUCGCAUGGAUGUCGUUCUGGGACAGAUAUCUCGCGCCAGGCGACGUACGCCACCAACGCCAACAUGAAGCCGCCGCCACCACGGCAACCGCUCAAACUCAAGCCCAGGCUUUAGCAGCAACUCUCCCUAUCAACCCUCGCCACCAAAGGGAACCUCGUAUAGAUGCCGCCCACCGCCAACGCCGACAAGACGGUCUCUUCUUUGGCGGCGUAGCCUUUACCUGCUUCUCCGCUCUGUUAACGCGACGAGCUCUGAUCAGACGACGUCUUCCCCACCCAGCAGCAUUCACACCCUCCAACGCUCCGCCAACUGGCCGCGCGGCAAAGGUCGAUGGCUCUUUCGAUGCUGUCGAAGCGUUGAGCUUGGCCACGUUGAACGUGUGUAGCAUUGCCAUGGUUGCGGCAGGAGCGAUGGCGAAACUGUUCGAUAUUGCGGAUCUUGAGGAUUUGCGGGACGGAGUAAGGAGGGGCGUAGGGUUCGAUGUUUAUGGUGGCGAGGCGGAGGCUGAUAAGGAGUUGGAGGAAUGGAUUGCGGGGGUGCUGAGUGGGAAGGAGGAGCUGGGAGGUGGUGGAGUUGGGAAUAUCCAAAGGAAGGUGGCAGAGAAGCUGAGGGAGCUAGAGGAGCAGGAGAAAAAGGGAAGAGAAGGAAAGAAGUGAUGAAGUUCGACGGAUGGCCAACACCCUCUCCGCUCCGCAAAGACCAGGUGCUCACUCGCCACCACUGCCGCCAUUCACAA
Molecule: messenger RNA, 1026 nt
Organism: Baudoinia panamericana UAMH 10762
Lineage: Eukaryota; Fungi; Ascomycota; Dothideomycetes; Mycosphaerellales; Teratosphaeriaceae
Exons: 1
Coding region: 299-946 (215 amino acids)
Cellular component (GO): mitochondrion
Source: RefSeq, a predicted model, not a curated record